This is a messenger RNA of Ceratosolen solmsi marchali, 527 nucleotides long. RefSeq lists its product as uncharacterized. Lineage: Eukaryota; Metazoa; Arthropoda; Insecta; Hymenoptera; Agaonidae. The record is from RefSeq and is a predicted model, not a curated record. The coding region runs from base 16 to 465 and encodes 149 amino acids. The transcript has 3 exons.
CUAUGCAGUAAAACUAUGGAAGAUGAUAAUGAUAAUAUUACAAAAUAUCUUUACAAUGAAACUACUGAAAUUUAUACCCAAAGUCAUUUGGAAAACAAUAGUCAACAAUCUUGGAAUUUAACAAGAGUGAAAGAUUCAUUUUCAAAAAUACUAACAACAGUUAGCAGCAGUUUAUGCACUACAACUGUAUCAACAACUACAGAAGAUCCUUUUGAUGAAUUUGGACCACCGGAAGGAGUAGAGUACAUUUUUGUACCUCUUGGUGUAAUAAUAUUUGUUAUAGUACUUUCUGCUGUGGUAAUAAUUAUAUCAAGAAAACGAAAACUAGAACGUUUACGUCAUAGACUCAUGCCUCUAUAUAACUUCGAUCCUGGAGAAGAUGGUGAAGAUGACUGGGAAACAGAAUUACUUGAUGAGGGAUUUAGCAGCCGGCAGAGACGAGUUAGUAAUUCUAUAGCCACUUGAGCAUAACAAACAACAUUCUGAAUAAUAAAGGCUUAAUUAUGCAGCAAGGAUACCAAUCUAUG